AUGGCCAAGAGAGUCCUCAUCAUUGACCAUGGCUCUGGCGUGGUGAAGGCGGGGCUGUCGGGCCUGAACGACCCCACCAGCGUCACCCCCAACAUCGUGCACUACACCCCGUGCCGCGAGAAUCCGGGCCCCAGCUCCGAGCGCAGGCGCGUGGGCCUGGGCAUCAGCAGCCGGUACCCCAGGUCCUGGAGCUACCCGGUGCAGCGGGGCCGCAUCUGCAACUGGGAAGGCGUGGAGCACAUCUGGUCCUACCUCCUGAACUCCCUGGUGGACGACUUCCCCGUGCUGGUCACUGAGUCCCCGGUGAAGGAGUCCAAAGACUCGCAGAAGACGGCUGAGAUCAUGUUCGAGUCACUACAGGUGCCCCGUCUGCUGCUGGCCGACCAGCUGCAGAUGUCCUUGUACUCAUCGGGCCUGUUGACCGGCGUGGUGGCCGACUGUGGCUUUGGCCUCACUCGGGUACAGUCCUUCCAGUUAGGCUACCCCCUGGCCACCAGCUGCCUCACGGUGGAGCUGGGUGGGGAGGACCUCUGUGACUAUCUCUUCAAGAGUCUCUUCAAAGACAAAUGCGAUCGCCAAAACGUGUUCCAGCUGGAAACAGUCCUAACCACGCAGAACAGCAAGUGCUACGUGCCCCAUCAUCUGCAAGAGGCCUUGCACUUCCACCAGGACCUGCCUGCCUGCUCUGACAAGGAUUUCUACAAGCUCCCGGAUGGCCAGGAUGUGCAGCUGACCCCUGAGCAGAUCCUGUCCCCUGAGAUGUUCUUCAAUCCGCACAAGUUUGGCCUGCCAGGGCCCGGCCUCCCUCAGGCCAUCAAGGAUGUAGUCAAUGCCUGUGAUUCCUCCAGCCGCGAGAUGCUCCUGUCCUCCGUGAUCCUCGGUGGUGGGAACACCCUGUACCCCUGCUUCGUCAGGCGCCUGCUCAAUGACCUGGGCUCGCUCUACCCCAAGUUCCGUGGGAUCAGUGUCACGGGGAAUCCAAACAGGUAUUUCAGCGUCUGGCUGGGUGCGUCCAUUGUGGCCCAUUUUUCCAGCUUUACGUCCCAGUGGAUAACCAAAGAGGAGUAUCUGGAGGGGAAAAAGCCUCGAUCCAGCACCUGUGCCUCCCCCAUGCCCCUCCCCAAAUAA
Molecule: messenger RNA, 1128 nt
Organism: Dipodomys ordii (Ord's kangaroo rat)
Lineage: Eukaryota; Metazoa; Chordata; Mammalia; Rodentia; Heteromyidae
Gene: Actl8
Product: actin-like 8
Exons: 2
Coding region: 1-1128 (375 amino acids)
Biological process (GO): skeletal muscle thin filament assembly
Cellular component (GO): actin filament; striated muscle thin filament; stress fiber
Source: RefSeq, a predicted model, not a curated record